AGAGGUGGAAGAAUGGCCUUGUAAGCGAGAAAUUACUCAAUUUACGUUGCGUCCCAUUUCAUAAUUAUUUGCUUUGUGCUAGUGUUGUGAUGUGCAAUGUAUUAAGGAAACUUAUAAAAAUGGACGGAUACUAAGUUGUAUAAGGAAUAAACUUUAGAAAAUGUCAGUAUAAAUCUGCAAUAUAAAUCUGGGUAUCCUUUCUCGCUUAUGACGUCACUGAUAUAUACUUUUACAAACUAAUUAGAUUUCAAGAUGGCCGCGGUGACUACUCCGAAGCCUUAAUAUCAAUUAUUAGCACAUUAGAAUUAGUAUAGUCAGAAAAACAACUAAGAUUUCAACGGAAACUGAUUAAGUGCAAACAUUUACAAAAAAUGCAAAUUAUAUUUGGAACAAUUUUAUGUAUUUUAUUGAAAAGUUUAGUACUGACCAGAGCAACUAUGACGUUUAUGCCGAAAACUUAUACCACUUCAAACAUUCUUCAGAAAGAAAAUAUUUCCAUGUUUCCGGCUUUAAAUUUUACGCAGAAUAUUUCAAUGUCUGAGAAAAGUGAUCAUUAUAUACUAAAUUUCAAAUCUGAUUGGAGUCAUUCUGAUAAUAUGACUAUGAGAAGUGAGCGAGAAGUCGGUGGAGUUCCAUUUGCAAAUAUUUCUAUCACCCCAGAACCUAUCAAAAGCAGUUUGAGCAAGCCAAAAUCUUUCAGAGCAUUUGUACAAUUCGGCAAUCAAUUCACAAAAAAAAAUAUUUUUGUGACAUUAAGAUGGAACCAACCUAACUUUACCGAUGAAAUAAUACAAGGGUAUACGGUGCAGUGUUUUUUCAUCGAGGAUUUAAAAGAGAUUGAAAUCUGUGAGGAUAAAAAUAUCACCACUACAGAAUUGGAGCACACGGUUCACAAUCUAACAUUUAACACGACAUAUUAUUUUCGAGUACGUGCGCAUACUAAAAUUGUUGCUGGACCUUACACGGAUUUAAUCAAUGUAUCGACUACACAUGAAAAUCCAAUACCUAAAUUAUUAGUAAUGAAUCAAGAUAUCCAAAUAUGGGACGUGGAUGUAAACAACUUUACUACACUUUUAUCGCAAGAUCAGAUUAAAUAUUGGAACAGUUUCGCUUACUCGAUACAAGAACAAAGAAUUUAUUGGCAUGACGGAAAAGAACUAAUGACAUUGGAGAUUAAUGAAAAUAAAAUCAUAAAAAUAGCUAACUAUUUAAAUCUAUUUGGUCUCUGGAUUGAUUGGGUAACAAGAAAUCUGUAUUUUGUAAAUAAUAAAUAUGACGGCCAAUAUGUUUUAAAGUUUGACUUAACAAUGUGGGAAAAUGGCAUAAGUAAAUUUGAUGUGAUUUUGCAACUAAAAAAUGAUUUUGAAAUAAAAACCACCAGAGAUAUUGUUUAUGCAAAUAUGUUUCCGUAUGUGAGAAUUGGAUAUGGCCUAUUGUAUAAUUCGAAAAAUAUGCAAUUCGAUAUGAUAAAAUUUUAUCUCGAUGGAAAAAAUGAGCAAAUUGUUCCGAUAAAUUUGUCUAUUAUGUAUACUUGCGCACUUCAAUUGACCGUAACAAACAUCCUUCACUUAACGAUGAUUGAUGACGUGAAUAAUGAGAACCCAUUAAUUUACUGGUUAACUUCCAAUCACUUAAUUGUGACAGACAUUAACGUUUCUAUGUGCAAUACGAUUUUACACAAUAAAAACAUAAGUGAUGACACGUUCUCAUUCGCAACGAUUGACAAAACAUACAUUUAUAUUUCAACAAAUAAUACGGAUCGAUAUUUCUAUCGUUUGGAAAAGAAAUAUGCAAGUCUCAAUAGCGUAAAUGCAGACAAAUAUGUUGAAAAGAUAAUAAUAGGCCAACAAAAAAUUAACAGAGUUACAAUUUUUCCUUUUGAUCAAUCUUUUCAACCAUAUCCUCCAAUAAGAUGUCUGACACCUGACGAAAAAUAUGUGUAUAUUGAGCAUAUGAGUGCAACGAGAAACAGCAUCCUUCUAAGUAUUCAGAGGGCGUUUGUAAAGAAUGGAUGCGAAAAAUAUAAUUUAGCAACUACUAUAUAUACUAUCUCUGUAAGCUGUUUAGAUAACAAUCUCAACGAGUCUGAAAAAUUCAAUGUGUCAACGAGCGAGGAUUAUUACGAGAUUCAGGACUUAACACCAUUUACGGAGUACAAGUUGAAGCUAACUUUAAGCAGUUUUUACUAUGAUCAAUUAUCAAUAAAUCCAUCGCAUGAGACACAAAUGAAAACUAAAUCGGGCAAGCUUAAUGCACCAGAAAACAUAAGUGUUUUAGCUUUGACGCCUACUCUAGCAGUAGUUUAUUGGAUGCCACCCAAGAAAGUGAACUGCAUAGCCGUGACCUACGAAGUGCAUUGGAAGUUAGUGAACGACACGCAACAAAAGAGCAAACAAUUUACCAAUGUGUCGAAACGUAUGGCAGACGGCAAAUUUUUCACAAAGAUUAACUUGUCACUACCAGUACAAGAUUACUUGAUAUACGUACGUGUAUAUCCAACUAAUUUCAGUGAUUUCUACAACGAAAGUUUGAGCAAGAUAGUUUACUCAGAACCAAACAUUAUUAUUUUGAGCGAGGUCAACACAAAUAGCAUGAACAUUUCAUGGAUCUCAAACAUUAAUCUGACGAUCUUUCUUACACUACAGUAUAAAGAUAUUGCAGCAGAAGAGUGGCAAGCAAUGAAUUCUAUUAAAAUUAAUUAUAACCAAGAAGUACUAUACCAUAUUAAAAAUUUGCAAUCGGGAACUUCAUACAUGUUUCGUUUGAUAUUGAGAUAUCUCGAAUAUGAGGAAACUUUUAUAUGGCCGGCUGAUGAAAGAUUUAUUUUUUCAACACUUGAUAUUUCGGACAUUCCUGGAAUAGCGAAAAAAUAUUACUUAUUAUUGAUGUUAGGUUUUAUCGUUAUUAUAGGUUUUAUAGUUAUUAUAAUCUGCCUCUGCUACUUUUAUUAUUUGAAUCGUCAACGCAGAAGUAAUAAUGAACAAUUUUUGUCUUCAACAAUGACCGGUACAGAAAUGGAGAUUCUACCAGUACUUUACCGAAACGUUGAAUGCAAUACGAUUUACAAUUCUACGUUACAUUAUAAUCCGGAUGAAUGUGCGAUAACUAAAAUCGCACGUAAACAGAUUAUAUUUGGAAAAAUUAUUGGUAGCGGCGCAUUCGGAGAGGUGUUUCAAGGAAAGAUGAAGAACUUAGAAGGAUCGGACACAGAGAUAUCCGUUGCAAUAAAAACGCUCCGGAAAGAUGCUUCUUCCCAUGAGAAAAAGAGAUUGUUAAAGGAAGCCGAGCUUAUAAAUCGUUUUAGACACAAACAUAUAUUAAGAUUGUUUGGCGUUUGUUUGGAUGGAAUUUCUCCGUUUCUAGUGUUCGAAUUAAUGGAAACUAGUGAUUUGUCAAAAUAUUUGAGAGAUUGUCGAAAUUUGGAAGCGUCAGAUUCGCACGCUUUGCGUUUGCAAGAUUUGGUCGCCAUGUGCGAAGAUGUUGCGCGAGGUUGUUGCUACUUGGAAGAAUUGCGUUUCGUACAUAAAGAUCUAGCGUGUCGCAAUUGUUUAGUAUCUUCGAGAAAACGCGAGAAUCGUGUCAUUAAAAUUGGAGAUUUUGGACUAGCUAGAGAUAUCUACAAGGAUGAUUAUUAUCGCGUGAAAGGAGAAGAUUUGCUUCCUGUUCGCUGGAUGGCACCCGAAUCUUUGAUGAUUAAAAUAUUUACUUCUCAAAGUGAUGUUUGGUCAUUUGGUGUUUUAAUGUGGGAAAUUACAUCGUUGGGUGAGCAACCUUAUAUUGGCAAGGCUAAUGAAGAAGUGAUAAAUUAUGUACGUGCUGGAGGCAGGUUGCCGAUGACUCUUAACUGUCCGUCACCAUUGUAUCAGUUGAUGCUACGUUGCUGGAGUGCAGCAGAUGCUAGACCAAACUUCAAAUUUUGUUUGAAAAAUAUUAUAGCAUUAAGAACGAACAUAGAAGAUGCCUUACUGAGUCCAGUCGACACUAUUUAGCUGAUUUAAUUAAAUUAAUGUUUAUCUUCUUUUCCAAACGAUCAGAUAAAGCUUAAUGUAGGAAAAAUAUUUCUAGAAUAUUU
Messenger RNA from Camponotus floridanus (Florida carpenter ant), 4072 nucleotides. Its product is annotated as proto-oncogene tyrosine-protein kinase ROS. The record is from RefSeq and is a predicted model, not a curated record. Gene Ontology annotation, cellular component: membrane; signaling receptor complex. The transcript has 11 exons. Gene Ontology annotation, biological process: positive regulation of kinase activity; cell surface receptor protein tyrosine kinase signaling pathway; multicellular organism development. Bases 372 to 3989 code for a protein of 1205 amino acids. NCBI's taxonomy places the organism in Eukaryota, Metazoa, Arthropoda, Insecta, Hymenoptera, Formicidae. Gene Ontology annotation, molecular function: ATP binding; protein binding; transmembrane receptor protein tyrosine kinase activity.